AACUGGCUGGUUGACUAUUGCCAUUAUGUGGUAGUGUUUUAUCUAAAAGUAACAGUAUUAGUGCGGUUUUCCCCCCUGUUCGCGUCACUUUGUGAAUGUGUCAACUUCUGUAUUCUUGACAAAAGCUCUCGACGUGAGGCAGUGUAAUGACAGAUGCAUAUUGGAAAUACGUCCCACACAAUUUCAUGAUUGUGUCUUACGUGUAGGAAAUUCAAUUUAAUCUCACAUUAUAAAGAAAAAUUGUAAGAAAUGGCAAGUGACGCAAUAAUCUUACUACCUGCAGAAAUAAUUGUGUGCAUUUUGGAAGACAAAAGUCUCGACUUUUCUGAUGUAGCUAAUUUCAGUUUAACAUGCAGAAGUUUGUACAAAAUUGUCAACGAAAGUAAUAAACUUUGGAAGAUUAAAUUUUUUCAAAGAUGGCCACAUUUAAAAGAAGUAUAUCAUACAAGCAUGGAAUUAGAGGACCAAAUAAUAAAUUGGAAAGAAGAAAUAAAAGAUAGUUUGGAUGUUAGAUCCAAAUUGCUUUUUCAUUUAUCCUGUAUGUCCAGUAAACAUUAUACAAAGGAAGAAUUAUCUAAUUCUGAAUUUAAAGAAUUUGAUGCUUUGUUUUGUUUAAAAGAAGGUGUUCAUCCUUUAACGUAUUAUUUUCUAAUAGACGAACUUGUUAGCUUAAUUAAACGCCCGGCUAUAAACAGCAAUUUAACACAUAGAUAUUAUGCGCUCAAAGUUGUUAGAUAUUUGAAACAAACCCAUUUGAAGAGUGAGUGGCUAAAAUUUAUAUCUCUACCACCAAAACAACAAACUUUAGAACGUGGUGCAACUCUUGUAGCUCAAUGGAGUCAACCAGAAAAACAUGUGUCAUACCUAGCAAUAUCAUCAUUAUUAGAUAAUAUUGCAGAACAAACUAAACAGCUACUCAGAGAACAAUAUCCAGCACAUUCUAUAUUUUCAGUUCCAACAGAGAGAUUUAUCUUUUGGAAAAAUAAUAUUAUUGAUGAUAAUCAAUGGAAUAUUUCAGAAACAAGACAAAUAACAGAUGCAUUAUGCAAAAUAUUAUUUGAAAAAUUAGGUUUCUAUGGAAAUAAUGAAAUGUAUUAUUCUUUGGAAAAUUCAUUUAUAGAUCAGGUUUUGGAACGUAGAUGUGGGAUUCCUAUAACUUUAGCAAUAGUAUUUGAAAGUGUUGCCCGAAGACUUGGUAUACGUUGUGAGCCUGUUAGUUUUCCAUCUCAUUUCUUGUUACGAUGGAAGGAAACAUAUGAUCCAGAAUUUAUGGAUACAGAAAAUUUUUAUAUUGAUGUCUUUAAUGGUGGUCAAUUUCUAACUAAGAAAAGUUGUCCUAGAAUUGGUGGUGUUUCAAAAUGUCCAAUAGAAAAAUAUAAUGUUCAUAAGGCUGCAACUGCUAUAGAGGUAGUAACAAGAAUGGCAAAUAAUUUGGAAAUAGCUGCUAGGCAACAUAUUCAUGCAAAUGGUAGAACUGCAACGUUACGCUCUGUUCUUGAACUUCAAUAUAUGAUACAACCUAAUGAUGCAAACACAAUUUUACAAUUAGGUCGAAUAUAUACCUUGGGAUAUAUGGAUUUAACUGAACUAGCAAAAAUAUUAGAAAAUGCGGUGAAGAACUUAGAGUUAAUGUCAAGAGGACAGGCAAAUAUUAUUUCACAAGCAUUUCUAGCGCUUCAAUGUCAAAAAAAAUUAAAACCUAAGAAAGAAGUGAAACCAAAAAGAAGAACUCCAAAUGUAAAAUAUGCAGUAGGAUUGAUAAUGAGACACAAAAUAUUUAGAUACUUGUGUGUAAUAACAGGGUGGGAUGUUCAUUUUAUGGAGACCACAGAAUGGAGAAGUGAAAUGAAUGUAGAUGAACUGGGAAGUGCAAAUCAACCAUUUUAUAAUAUAUUGGUAAAUGAUGGAUCAUGGCAUUAUGUGGCUCAAGAAAAUUUAGUACUGGCCCCCAAUCCAGAAUGGGUAAAUCAUUAUGCAAUUGGUAGGUAUUUUUACAAGUUUAGUGGUACUCACUAUAUACCUAAUGAAGAAAAAGCAAGAGAAUAUCCAGAAGAUGAACAAAUUUGUAACGAACUACUUGUUACAAUUUAAUUUCCUUUGCGGGAAUACAAGAUAAUAGUAAGAUAAA
Molecule: messenger RNA, 2128 nt
Organism: Eufriesea mexicana
Lineage: Eukaryota; Metazoa; Arthropoda; Insecta; Hymenoptera; Apidae
Product: F-box only protein 21
Exons: 9
Coding region: 250-2091 (613 amino acids)
Molecular function (GO): protein binding; DNA binding
Source: RefSeq, a predicted model, not a curated record